UGCGACACUUGUGUCUAGCUCGAAUGCGUCCAUCAUGCUGUACAUAUUAAGAUGCCAAUUUCUUCAUUGUUGCUUCUUGAAUCAGUUUCAAGAUCAGAGCAUCUUCGACUCCGCCUUUGUCUCUCUACUCAGCAGAGCUUGCUGGUUCAGCUUUGCGAUACUGCUUCUCAGCAGCUGGUGUCGCAACCUAGUCUCCGCCGUCCUUAAUACCACUACUUCUACUGCUACUUUCCACUAUACCUUCCCUCCAGUCUUCUGCGCCUUCGCUUCAUCGCAACAAUCCAUCGCUUCUUGCUCGAACUUCCGCUAUCAUGCCGACCACUAAGAACCCCGAGGCCACUAUCAAAAGGAGACGGGCUCAGAAGAGGAACCCUCUUGCCAACGAUGAGUCCGGCCGAAUGCACACAAGAUCGCGUUCAGGAUGCUAUACUUGCCGCCUUCGGAGAAAGAAAUGCGACGAGGCUCAUCCUUCAUGCCGCGCCUGCAUCAACCUCUGCGUGAAAUGCGAAUACAGCCGCCCGCAAUGGUGGGCAAAUGCAGAACAACGAAAGGUUCAGAAAGAAAGAAUCAAGAACAAGAUCAAGCAGACCAAGUUGGAUGAAAAAAACAAUGCGGUUGCUGGCCGACGAAACAGACCCAUGCCACUGCCAUUGAAUUCGCCCUAUGCUCCGGAAUACAACUUCAAUCGUCCUUUCUAUCCAGAAACUUACGAUCCCUUUGCGUCCCACCUACCAACCCCCGCUUUAGGACCAGCUCCCUACGGACAGUUCCCUCCAUAUGAAGUCGAUGUCAGGACAGAGCGUCAAUUAUUUGUGAAUGAUGUUCAGACUCGAGUUGACACAUCAUUCUCGACCUUCAACACCUUCGCACCUCCACAGCUUCAUGCCACCCUACCCCAUUUCCCCGAAAACGAGUGGAUUCCCCAGGCUCCGCCCUCCCAAGCCGCACAGUUUACCGGUGAAGCCGGCCCAUCCUUUGUGCCAUCGAACGCUCAGUCGUUUUCAGUUAUGCAAAUGAAUAUUGAAGUUGAUGAUUGCGAUCGUCCAUUGCUGAACCACUUCGUUGAUAAUGUACUCCGACUCAUUUUUCCAAUUGUGGAAGCUCAUCAAGGGGGCCACGAACGUGCUCAAGCCAUUCUCCACUCCUUGGAAUCCAACAAGUCUUACUUGCACUGUUGUCUCAGUGUGGCUGCUAUUCACUUGAAGAGCACAAUUGGCAUUGAAGGAGAAGCGAUCGACAGCGACAUUUUACGGCACCGCUUUGAAGCCGUUUCUCAGCUUUGCGCGGCUUUGAAUCAAGAUACUGAACACGAUAAGAUUCUAGAAGCAACACUUGCAAUGAUUUUCUUUCACUGUUCAGUGGGCGAACCGGAUGACUAUCUACCUGAUAUCGCAUGGAAUGACCAUUUCCAUGCAGCAAUCAGUUUGAUCAACAAACUUGAUCUACCAAACGCCUUGCUUCAGUGCACUACGCCUUUCGAACAACCGCCAUUUAAUAUGACUUUGGCGUCAUGGAUUGAUAUCCUAGGAGCUACCAUGCUUGGAAAAUCUCCACAAUUCGCGCACGCUUACCGUACUAAACACUUGAGUGGGACGCCUUCGGGCCUUCGAGAGCUAAUGGGGUGUGAUGAUCGGGUGAUGUAUCUCAUUUCUGAGAUCGCUUGUCUCGAUGCCUUGAGAUCAGAGGGUCUCGUUGACGACAUGGCCGUUUGCUCCCACGUAUCAGCGCUGGGACAACAACUCGAAUUUACGGAACAUCCUAACCCAACCCUGGAAAAUCCCUACAAUAAUAUCAAUGGUGCAAUCCGCCCUGACCAAUUGACCAAAAAUAUCACUACUGUCUUCCGCAUUGCCGCCCGGAUUUACCUGUGCAGCCUUGUGCCCGGAUUUGACCGACAUCAAGCCAGCAACAUUAACCUAGUCGAGGCUGUCACUCACGCACUACAGUUUAUUCCCAGUGGACCAAAUGGCUAUGACCGGUCAUUAGUCUGGCCACUGCUCAUCACUGGCGUCUAUUCAGACCCAUCAAGCUCAUUCCGCCAAAUCCUGAACGAACGAAUCGUGGCAAUGGGUGAUUAUUCGGAUUUUGGCAGCUUUGGGCGCGUAUACCGACUACUCCAGGAGGUUUGGCGGCUGAACGAUGACCCAAUUACACCGGUAUCAAUCGGUCAUUCCAACAAUCCGCAAAUGAAACAAGACAAUUUUAGUUCGCCUCCUCUCGGGACCCCUCCUAUGAGGGAGAUCAAAAAGAAUAACGUUCAUUGGAGGGAUGUCAUGCGACGAAAUGGAUGGAAGUACCUCCUCAUCUAGAGCACUUUUUAUAGUUUGCGCCAGUCGCAGAGUUACAAUUUCUUGUAAAUAUCACUGGUUCUUGAUCUGUGCGGAGUUUCAAGGUGUCUUGGUGAUCAAUUGGAGUUGGAUGUGGGUGAUACCUAUCGGAUUCGCGACUAUUUUUGUGGCUUUUGUUGGUUUUUUGUUUUUAAAAUUGUUACGGUGGAAAUUCAUGAUUUUCGACUAGUUCAAAAAUUCCAAUUUCUAUUUACGCUUCUAGCCGCUGUCUUAUUAACUGGAUCUGCAAGGAUUCUUGCUUAUAUAGAUAUCUACCCG
Messenger RNA from Talaromyces proteolyticus, 2606 nucleotides. Its product is annotated as C6 sexual development transcription factor NosA. The coding region runs from base 312 to 2309 and encodes 665 amino acids. The record is from RefSeq and is a predicted model, not a curated record. Gene Ontology annotation, molecular function: transcription cis-regulatory region binding; zinc ion binding; DNA-binding transcription factor activity, RNA polymerase II-specific. Gene Ontology annotation, cellular component: nucleus. Gene Ontology annotation, biological process: positive regulation of transcription by RNA polymerase II. Lineage: Eukaryota; Fungi; Ascomycota; Eurotiomycetes; Eurotiales; Trichocomaceae. The transcript is spliced from 3 exons.